Molecule: messenger RNA, 3189 nt
Organism: Trichoplusia ni (cabbage looper)
Lineage: Eukaryota; Metazoa; Arthropoda; Insecta; Lepidoptera; Noctuidae
Product: piggyBac transposable element-derived protein 4-like
Exons: 2
Coding region: 294-1922 (542 amino acids)
Source: RefSeq, a predicted model, not a curated record
AGCAAUUGUUAAUAAAACAUUUGUUUACAAAUAUUUGUGAGUAUUUCAUUUAAUUCCUUUAAAAUUAAGUAAAUUUACAUAUGAAAUGUCAGCGAUUCAAUUGAUGGUUCCCAUCCCUAGCCUACAUGUUCCGAAACUUACUUCGUUAGUACGCCCUGCGCUACGGUCGGAUAAAGACGACCGCUUCUUACGUCAUAAACGAGUGCCGACUUCUGGAAUUUUCCAUCAGUGUUGUGCUUGUGCAUGAAGUUUUACGUUCGUAUGUCGAUAAAUGUACAUGAUAGAAAUGUAUCAUGACGACUACUGAAGAGUUAAUACGAAUUCUAGAAGGCGAUGAAAAUGAAGAAUUUUUAUCAGACGAAGAGUUUGACAUUGAUGUAGAGAUUCAAGGAAACAAUGUCACAACCACUAAUUGGACAACGCAAAUUGCUACCCCAAUAUUAGAAGAAUUCGACGACUUUGUUUGUGGACUGUCGCCUGCUGUCAAAUUAGAUGAUACCUCCACUGAAUUCGAAUUUUUCGAACAUUUUUGUAGCAAAGACUUGUUACAGAAAAUAGCCAAUUGUACGAAUAAAUAUCAUCAACACUUCGUAAGACAUACUGAUCUCAGAAUAUAUUCAAGACUGCAACAAUGGCGCGACGUGACUAUUGACGACCUUUACAUUUUCCUAGCAGUAACAAUGCUUUUCACUAGAAACAAAAGAAUAACAAUUGAAGAACACUGGUCUACAGACCCGUUAUUACAUAGUACGGUGUUCAGUAAUACUAUGUUUCGAAAUAGAUAUUGCUCAAUUCUUGCAAUGUUAUCUUUUUGUGAAGCACCUGCAGGGACAAGUAGUGUACCGAGAUUGCACAAAAUAAAAAUGAUGAUUGACCACGCUCGUGAAACUUUCAAAACAACAUUUAUCCCGGGUAAAAAAAUGUGCAUUGAUGAAAGUAUUGUGCCUUUUAAAGGUCGUCUAAUUAUAAAACAAUAUUUACCUAAAAAACGUAAUAGAUUUGGCAUUAAGUUAUUUGUUUUAUGUGAUGUCGAAACCGGUUAUAUCGUGGAUUUUAUAGUGUACUGUGGAUCGGAAACAGAAAUAGAGACCGUACCAAAUUUAGGCUUAUCUGGAUCAGUUGUGACUGAACUUUUGAAAGACUACUAUUUUUGCAACAGAGAGUUGUAUGUAGAUAACUGGUAUUCCAGUCCUCAGCUUUUUAUAUAUUUAAAAGAAAGGGCGACUUAUGCAUGUGGUACCGUAAGAUCAAAUAGGAAAGGGAUGCCGAAAUUCCAAAAACUGAAACGUGGACAAAUAGCCGCUUACUCGUCUCCUCCCCUCUUAGCCCUAAAAUGGCAAGAUAAGAAACCGGUCUUAAUGUUGUCUACAAUGCACGAUGACAAAAUGAUACCAUCAGACAAUGUAGACUACUCAACUGGGCUACCCAAAAUGAAACCACAGUGUGUCGUAGACUACACAAAAAAUAUGGGGUCGGUUGACACUUCUGAUAUGAUGACUAGCUCAUUGGGCUGUAUAAGAAAAUCAAAAAAAUGGCAUAAAAAGCUUGGGUUUCACAUAUUUGACAUGUUUUUACUUAAUGCAUUCUAUUUGAUUAAAGUGAUUAAAAAUAAACAAAAUUAUAGUUUAGCUGAUUUCCAAUUAAACGUUAUCAGACAAAUAAUAGAAAAAUACAAACAAUGUUCUUUAACUCAACAGUCAACUUCGCGCGGCGUCCUUGACCCUAACCGUUUUUUACAUAAUAGUGCCUUAGAGCAUUUUCCUGUUAGAAUACUAACCGGCAAAAGUCAGCGAUGCAAAAUGUGCGCAGCAAAAAGAAAACGGUCUGAGACUCGUUUUAUGUGCCAAAAAUGCAAAGUUUAUCUCUGCAUAGAUCCAUGUGCUGUUGAGUACCACAAUUCUACAAAACAAUCGGUAUCGUAAUCCCACAUCACUAUUUUUGCGUUUAGUCUAUUAUGUCUAUGGUCAGCUAGACGUUGUCGAUACUCGACAAUAUCCAUUAUUCCGUAUUCGACAGUGACGACUGUUAGUGGCACGACGUUUGUAAAAUCAAGUGAACAUUUUACAAUUUUUUAAUAUCAAGAUGGGGUCCAAAAGUAAGUGGUCUUCGAAACGUAUUGCAUGUAAAUGGUGAUAUCAUUACAAAAACUCAUGUUUGAUUUGUUUUAUAGGGAAGUUUGAAGAGAGCCAGUCAAUUUUGGCUCCCUUUGACUAUAGCCAAGAUAAAGUAGACAUAGACUGUAGCCAAGAUGUUAACCUUCCAUCAACGCUGACCAACGACGAGUAUAUGGUUUAUUUAAAUGAGGGUCAGUCGCAUUUAAGAAGUUCUGAUAGUACGCCAGAUUUAUAUAGAUCUACGGCGACACAAACUUUAGUCAAAACAACAAAUGCAAGUACACAAUACGAGCAAAUUGAUAAUCCAAUCAAAGAAAGUGCCAAAAUUUUAGCGGACAGUUAUUUUGUUGGCGAUGAAACUCGUAAAAAUAAGUUUAUCGAAUGUUACACAAAUGUGGUCUCGUCAAUAAUUCGCCUCGUCGAUAGCGAGCAUAAAUAAUUUUUCGACGGAUCAUACUAUUAUUGAAAAAUCUUACCUCUGAUUGUUAGACUGAUUUUAGUAAUAAGAAAUUAUAUCUGUGAUUAUUUGACUGAUUUUAUUGAAAUUAGUGUUAUACAAAUUUUAUUGUGAUUGUGAUAUAUCGUUACAUCUAAGUCAAUAGGUAAACUGAUAAUGACAUUGUCAAGUAAAAUUUUUAUUUUUAUGUUUGUUGUUAAUUAGUGUGAUACAAAUUAUUGUGAUUGUGAUAAAUAUCGUUACAGAUAGUUCAAUUCAUCUGUGCACGAAGCGCCAUGUGUGCGUGCGCUUAUUUAUACAGCUUUCAUUUGUGUGGCAGCGUAAGCGGCAGUCGUCGUCCGAGCAAAACGUGUCCUUACCACUUUACCCACACAUAGCGCCGCGCGCACAGAUGAGUUGAAUUAUCUACAGGGUUAUUGGUAAAUCAUUAACAACCUCUUAAGAGGUUGUACUCAUCAUUAUGAACAACUUUUACUAUGGGACCAAACCUAAAAUCGUGAAAAAAAAAUCAGCUGUUCCCUACAUUUAUGUUCGUAUAACUCGCCAAACUCUUCUCUGGACUGAUUUUAUUGUGAAUAGUUUAAGUAAUAAUUAAUAAAUCGUUCAAAUUUUUAAACA